AUGGGUAUCAACAUGAACUUGUGUGCUUGCGUUGUCUUAUUCGUGACUGUUUCCAUAACCACAGUAUAUUGUGACGUGAUACUUUGUGAGGGAUCGACCGGCUACAUCGAAUGUCCGUUCCCGUCUAGAAUAGUAAUCUACGCCGCCAGCUACGGACGUACACGUUUGGACGUCUGUCCGGACAGUAACAUCUACACGCUCAGGUGUAGAGCACGUGGGACACUUCGGAGGGUUCGUGCCACGUGUCAGGGUCGCAACUUGUGUCAGAUCCGGGCCAACAAUGAUGAGUAUGGGGAUCCAUGUGAGGGGACCAACAAGUAUUUAAAUGUAGAAGGGGCCGAUAUACACGCGGCUGUCCUGGCAGAGAGGAUGCAGAAACUGGAAAAGGAGAGGGAUACCCUGCGUGACAACGUACCAUACCUUCAAUCUCAAUCUAUGAGAAAUAAUUUGGUUUUCACCGGGUUAUCCGAGGGUCACACCGACUGGAAUGAGCAUGCAGACGCAACGGAGCCGAAGCUGCGUUAG
Molecule: messenger RNA, 525 nt
Organism: Mya arenaria
Lineage: Eukaryota; Metazoa; Mollusca; Bivalvia; Myida; Myidae
Product: latrophilin Cirl-like
Exons: 3
Coding region: 1-525 (174 amino acids)
Molecular function (GO): carbohydrate binding
Source: RefSeq, a predicted model, not a curated record